GGGGGGGGGUAGAGACAGCUUGCAUCUCUCAUCCUGUGCUCUCUGGAUCCCAGCUUGCUGUUUGCUGGGGAGGAGAGGGAGGAAACACAUUUUGCUCCCUGCAAAACGGCUUUAUUUAUUUUUGGGACGAACCUCCAGCCUUUCCCCCAGGGUGGGGAGAGCUCAAAACAGCAAAUUCUGAUCCGAACCAGGGAGCUCAGCUGCUGCCUCAGAAGCAAGAGAGGAGGGGAAAUCGGCCUUCCUCGGACUGGGAUUGACCCCAGGACUGCCAGAGACAAGGGGGGUCGUCUGGCUGUAUCCCUCUCCUCCUCCUCCUUCCCCCCUUCCCCCCCCCACGAUAUUUUUCUCCUUCUCGCUUUCAUGCUCAUCUCCACAUGAAGGGAAGACUCCCUGCGGACAGCAUGGCAUGAGCCCGGAGCCGGCGCGUGAGCAGACCCCUGCCUCCCCCUAUUUCCUGUUCUGUCUGCAGAGUGAAUGUGGAAGAUGUCGAACCAGAGUGACGGCAACACCAAGCCCCCAUGCUUGCCCCGGAAUGGCCUGGUAAAGCUUGCCAGCCAGCCCAACGGCCUCAGCUCUGCCAGCAUCACCAAAGGGACCCCAGCUGUGAAGAACCGACUCUGCCAGCUGCCCCCUGUGCCUGCCCUCACCAGCCCAGCCUUCCCAGUGCCCACCGAACGACCCCUGCCCAGCCUGGCGUCCCCCCUCUCCUUAGCUGCCUUGGCGGGGGGGCCGUGCCCCUCCUCUGAGCCCCUUGCAGCCGGACUGUCCUCUGGUGAGAACCCCAGCCAGGCUCCUGCCUCUCCCACAGAGAGGCAGCCCCUGGCUGUGGAUGAGAAGAUACUCAAUGGCCUCUUCUGCUACUUCUCCGCUUGUGAGAAGUGUGUGCUGGCGCAGGUGUGCAAAGCCUGGCGGAGGGUGCUCUACCAACCCAAGUUCUGGGUGGGCCUCACCCCAGUCCUGCAUGCCAAGGAGCUAUACAAUGUGCUUCCUGGAGGGGAGAAGGAAUUUGUGAACUUGCAGGGUUUUGCCACUCGUGGCUUUGACGGCUUCUGCCUCGUUGGUGUCUCGGACCUGGACAUUUGUGAAUUCAUUGACAACUACUCCCUGUCAAAGAAGGGUGUCAAGUCCAUGAGCCUGAAGCGUUCUACUAUCACUGAUGCUGGACUAGAGGUAAUGCUAGAGCAGAUGCAAGGGGUAGUUCGCCUAGAGCUGUCUGGUUGCAACGACUUCACAGAGGCAGGAUUGUGGUCCAGCCUCAACGCCCGAAUCACAUCGUUGAGCGUCAGCGACUGCAUCAAUGUGGCUGAUGAUGCCAUUGCCGCAAUUUCCCAGUUGCUGCCCAACCUGGCUGAGCUGAGCCUGCAAGCAUACCACGUCACGGACACAGCUCUGGCCUACUUCACGGCCAAGCAGGGCUACACCACCCACACCCUGAGGCUGCACUCCUGCUGGGAGAUCACCAACCAUGGCGUGGUCAACAUGGUGCACAGCCUGCCCAACCUGACUUCCCUCAGUCUCUCUGGCUGUUCGAAAGUCACGGAUGAUGGGGUGGAGCUUGUGGCUGAGAACCUACGAAAGCUCCGUAGCCUUGACCUGUCCUGGUGCCCGCGGAUUACUGACAUGGCCCUGGAGUAUAUUGCUUGUGACCUGCACAAACUCGAGGAGCUGGUGCUUGACAGGUGUGUUCGAAUCACAGACACUGGGCUCAGUUACCUGUCCACCAUGUCUUCACUCCGAAGCCUCUACCUACGAUGGUGCUGUCAGGUGCAGGACUUUGGGCUGAAACACCUCCUGGCCAUGAGAAGUUUGCGCCUCCUCUCUCUUGCAGGCUGUCCCCUGCUGACCACCACGGGGCUCUCUGGCCUGGUGCAGUUGCAGGAACUGGAAGAGCUGGAAUUGACCAACUGCCCUGGAGCCACCCCCGAGCUCUUCAAGUAUUUCUCCCAGCACCUGCCCCGAUGCCUGGUCAUAGAGUAGGGGCCAGGCUGGGUUUGGGCCCAUCCACCUUGGGACUUGGCCCCUCUUGCCCCACUCAGCUUCCUCCCUUCUCCAUUCAGUUUCAUUGUCCCACAGGGACCUAGGUCAUGCUCCACAUAGGACCUAGGAGUCCUAGGGACCCAGUCUAGCUCUUCCCCCGCUCCACCAUUGCUCUGCCCUCCACCAUCCUCUGCAUCAAUUUGCCAACUAACUCAAGCCAGGAAUAGCUAAGGGGGGAAAGGGGGAGGGCAGGUGGCUACCUUGGUGCAGGCCAGCAGAAGGAGUGAUAAAGGGGAGGUAUGGACAUUGAUCCUUCCUCUUAAGUAGGCUAAGAAGGCUGGGCAGCCACAGGAGCUGAGGCCCUGCUUCCCACAUUCACACAUCACUACCCAGAUGCUCAGGAGCAAUUUGAUCAUCCCCCUACUGCCUUCCUACUCCUAAUGCUCUCAGCUACUUCUGUCCCUGCAUACCUGGGGUAGGACAGAGGCAAUUUUGGAAUACUAUCCUAUGUGGUAGCAUAGCAUCUAUCCUUAGUGGUCCUAGAGAAUCAUAGGAUCACAAUUUAGAGUAGGAAGGAGAAGAUUCCUGCUUUUGAACCUACACACACACAUUUGCACGUG
Messenger RNA from Phascolarctos cinereus (koala), 2597 nucleotides. It is a transcript of the gene FBXL16, whose product is annotated as F-box and leucine rich repeat protein 16. The record is from RefSeq and is a predicted model, not a curated record. NCBI's taxonomy places the organism in Eukaryota, Metazoa, Chordata, Mammalia, Diprotodontia, Phascolarctidae. Gene Ontology annotation, cellular component: cytoplasm. Gene Ontology annotation, molecular function: protein binding.